GCAGAAAGGCCAUGCUUCCAUUCACAGAAACAUUGGUAUGCCAGCCUGCUAUUUCAUUCACAUAAAAGACUAAAUAUUGCAUGCGUUUUGUCCUCUGUUCUUCACCUCCUUCGUCUUUUAACGUCCUAUUUUGAUUUGCAAGGACUCUGCAAGGAGUGUUUUUUUCUGAGGGAAGGCAGACGUGCUCUCUUUUUUUCUGCUUCUUUUUUUUUCUAUAUUUGCCAGGCAGGAGAAAAGAGAUGUUGGGAGGGACUGCAGUGCGAAAUCUGCAGCAGAGUGAGAGCGGAAGCUGCUUAUGAAUGAGUGGCAGUCUUUCGGCUUUGCUAGAUGCUCCUGAGGACAUUUUACAUGAAUGGUGUCUGGCUGUGUGCUUUCCGUUACCGGGCGAGACAAAGAUGCUUCUUUGCUGCUGUUCUGAGGAGACUCGUGGGCCUUUUUUUCUAUCCUUUCGGUUGUUUCAUUGAGUCCUCUGCCUGAGAAACAUGUUGUUCGCACUGUUUUUUUCUCCAGUCGUGUCAUUUAUGUAUUUCAAGCUGAACCAAUUGCUGGGUGUAUUAGACAAGCUGUGAGGUUGAAUCUGCAUCCUUUUCGUAAAAACGUUUUUGUUCCUUUGUCCCAGAAUACUGAAUUGGAGCCUCUCAUUAUAGACGAGUGGUGGUGUAAACUAUUUUAUUGGAAAAAGGCUUUUCAUUUUUGUAUCAAUUCCUGGUAUAUAACUAAGGGUUGAUAUUCUGCAGCCAUUAUGAAUGAACAUGGACAAUAUAUUUUCCAAUAAUUCCGGUCACACUAUCAUUUUACUGUAUUGUUGCGUUCAAUGACUGAUUAAUGGUCAUUUUUGUUGCAUUGAUUUAGCAAAACUUAAAUCUUAAUGAUUGAUCAAUUAAAUGGAGAUUUUAUUCUUUAUUCUUCCUUAUUUACACAGGGUUGUGCCUAUGAAUUAAAUAGAAACUAGUUUUCAUUAUUAAUGUAAAUCUGACACUUUUUUUGUUUCCUUUUUCAAAAAAAGAAAUCCAAACAGAUUAUUCUGGAUUAAGUUACUAAAUGAAUAAAUCAAGCUUCCUCUCAAUCUUUUCCUUUUCUCAGAAGCAAGGAAUUAAAGCGAAUAAAUAUGAGACUGGGGAAUUUAGAAAUUGAUUGGUUCUAGUGUGCUGUAAGUGGGAGGGUUUAGGUUGCUACCCCCCCCCCCCCCCCCCUCCCUCCGACAGGAAGUGAUUUGCAGUGUUCAGCAAGCCUUUUGUUGAGAAGGUUUUCUCAGAUCAGUGAGUCAUGCUUUAGCUCCGAGCCGGCAGGCAGCGGAGAGUAUUCGCCUUUUCCUUUUGCAGUAGCUGCGUUCGUCGACACCGUAGAACAUUCUCCCCUCUUACUGUUCGGAUUUUCACGGCUAGAAAUCGUCCUCCAUCAUCAUCAGCAUCAGCAUCAACAGCAGCAGCACCGCUGGAAUCUAAACCAGCUGCACCACAACACUGGGAGCCUUUCCCCCCCCCCACUCCAUCCUCUUCUCGGCGGCGUUUUGUGUCCGUUUUUUUUACCACGUGACGGACUGGACCUGCGGCUCUGCAUUUGGGAGUAGAUUGGACGUUUGGCAUCGGCAGCAGCAGCAGCUCAACACGACCGCCGCUGUAAACCUCCAUAGAGGGAAAUUCAGGCGCUCGCCGCCUGCGCCUCCGCUGCCAUGUUCCAGGAGAGCGCACGCGGCGCAGCGCAGCCGCGUCUGCCGGCGCACCUGUGAACGCGGCGGGCUGCGCGUGUCGGUUGGUGGGGAGAGCGAGAGAGAGAGAGAGAGAGAGAGAAGGGUAUGCUUCACCGUACCAAAUACAACCGCUUCAGGAACGAGUCGGUAACCUCCGUCGAUGAGCUUCUGCACGGCCUGUCCAUGAACCCCAAGGUCUCGGCCACCCCGCAGUCAGCAGCCGAGACAUCUUACACGCCCCCGACUGAGGUCCAGCCCUCCGCCGCCGCCGCCUGCAGCAUCUCCACCGGCCACGGCUCCGACCACCUGGAAGAUGGAGGCACCACCCUGUGCACGCUCAUCAACAAGGUGUCAGGCCUGAAGUUCAGCAACUCGGGCAGCCUGCUGGGCAUCAAGGGUCUGCCCUCGGCUGUCAAGGACCUGGCCGCGUCUAAACUGCAGGGGGGUGGAGGAUUGGGCUCAGGCGGUGGCGGUGGUGGUGGUGGUGGCGUGCCGGCGGCGGCCACCUCCGGUGUGGGCGGCUCUCUGUGCAGCUCGGCCUCCCAUUCGACCCCCUGCUCGCAGCUGGAGCCCGCCGUCAGCAUGAGCAAGAAGAGCCGGCUGGACGAGCUCCCGCCCGGCGGGGAGGACUGGAACCCGGGCGGCGGAGGUGGAGGACUGGUGAUCAAACCCUCCAGAGGAUGGCUACACUCCAGCGAGAAGAUCUCUGGGCCAGGAGUGACAUACGUCGUGAAGUAUCUGGGCUGUAUAGAAGUCCUUUGCUCGAUGAGAUCUCUGGAUUUCACCACAAGAUCACAAAUUACUAGGGAAGCCAUCAGCCUGGUGUGUGAGGCUGUUCCAGGGACCAAAGGAGCUCUGCGGAAGAGAAAGCCGCCGUCAAAAGCCCUGUCCAGCAUCCUGGGGAAGAGCAACCUGCAGUUUGCUGGCAUGUCAAUCAACCUAAAUAUCUCCACCAGUAGCCUGAACCUGAUGACCCCCGACUGCAAACAGAUCAUAGCCAACCAUCACAUGCAGUCCAUCUCCUUUGCAUCAGGUGGAGACCCUGACACAACAGAUUUUGUUGCCUAUGUAGCAAAGGACCCCGUUAAUAGAAGAGCGUGUCACAUCCUGGAGUGCUCUGACGGACUGGCCCAGGACGUCAUCAGAACCAUCGGCCAGGCCUUUGACCUUCGCUUCCAGCAGUACCUGCAGUGUCCGUCAGGCAAACUCUCCUCCACACACGACAGGGUGUUGAACAUGGAGGAGUUGCCAUGGACCGAGGAAGAGGAGGAGUCGGCAGAACAUCCUUACUACAACAACAUCCCUGGCAAGAUGCCCCCCCCCGGAGGCUUCAUAGACACCCGGCUGACCACUCAGAAUGCGGCGGCGGAUGGAUGCGGGAUGGGCCCGUGCUCAGUAGAUCAGACGUAUUACCAAGGCCGGCACUGUGGAGAGAACUGGGGAGACGAAAGAAAGGUCAUAUUCAUACAGCAGGGAUCAUUUGACAUUAGCGGUCUGCCUGAGAGUAAAGGUCAGGCCCCGAAGACGGGCGAGAUGCCGGCGUACGUGAACACUCAGCAGAUCGACGCCCAGGUGCUCGCGGCGCUCCAGGCCGAGGCGGAACACGUGACUAAGGGAAUGGCAGCUGCCGCCAAAGAGUGCCCGCAGAAGGACCUGUUUGACAUGAAGCCCUUCGAGGAUGCCAUCCAGUCCCAGUCCCAUCCGCCGUCCCAGCCGCAGGUCGCCGCCAUCCACAAGACGGCGUCCGUGGACAACUGCAGCCCGCUCCUCGCGCGCUCGGUGGCCUUCCGGGCUCAGGAGGAGCUGCAGGGCCAGAUGUGGUACCACGGCCAGAUGAGCCGCCGCGACGCCGAAAAACUGCUGAAAGAAGACGGCGACUUCCUGGUUCGCACGAGCACGACCAACCCGGGGUCCGACGUGCUGACGGGCAUGCACAACGGACUGGCCAAGCACCUGCUGCUGGUGGACCCCGAGGGCACGGUACGGACAAAAGACCAUAUAUUUGACAGCAUUAGCCAUCUUAUUGGCCAUCACCGUGACAACAAUCUGCCAAUCGUGUCAGCCGGGAGUGAACUGUGUCUCCUGCAGCCUGUUGGAAGGAAACAAUGAUGACUGCUGGGAAACGGGAAGCUGUGAACAGUCUCUGCGGCCGUCCUGAAACACAGACGGGAGAUGCUGGAAGGCUCGAUGCGCUGACAGUGUUGUUGGGAAAUUGGCCCGUGGUGAUUUACUGGAAGACGCAUUUGUUAAAGAUGAAAAAAACAAAACAAAUAUUUAUAGAACUGUUAUUAUUUUGUCGUGAUGAAUGAAAUGCUAUAUUUUUGAGAAGACAUACGUGCGUUGGGACACAAUAGCUUGAUUUGGUGUUUUAAAAGAUGAAAAAAAGGUCAUUGUUCUUGUAGUUUAGAUGAAGUGCAAAUCGAACCUGCAAGCGGCGUCAAGAAGGGUAUUUUAGAAUAAAAAUCGGAAACUUUACUUUUGUCUGUCAAGCACAACCACAUUUCUACAGGCAAUGAAGAAGUUGAGAGAAAAGAAAAACAAAUGGUGUUUAUAAUAAAUCAAUGCAUUUGACGGCUCACUCAAAUGUCACUAUAUGAAAUCUGCUUUUACUUGGGAAACUGAAUGUGUUUUGCGUUGCAGUAGUCAGUGUGUUGGGGUGCAAACGGACAUCCUUCAUAGUGCUGUCAAUGGCUUUAAGAAACUUUUUUUAAUGAAGUAUUUUCUCGUGUCACUGCGGUCGCAUGACUUAAAAUCAACUGUUCUCGUGGACGUUGUUCGUAGACCUGGAUACCUCUUUAUUUGGAAGAGGUGCUUGUUUAUGCUGACACUGUAAAAAAAAAAUAUUUAUGCUUUUAAACCAGUGAUUAUUUCUGAAUUGGUUUUCUCUGGAUUCUUCUUUAAGGUGUGUAGUAAAAUGAUUAGUUUCUGGCGGGUUUGUGUCAUGCAAAUGGUUCCUCUCACAUUCUUAAUUAGCUUUUUAAAAGUCAUUCCAAUGACCACAAACGAAUAGCACAAUCAGAAAGUCCGAUCACCCGUGUCCGUUGUAUCAAGAUGAAUUAUCAAUGUGGUGAGAUGUAAUUAACACUUUUACUUAAGAGGUUGAACUAGACAAACACACAGUGUGCACUUGCUAUACGAAUGUUUAAUAUUGAAUCACCUUCACUUUUAUGUUUUCUUGGUGUGCUGAGACUACUUCUGCGCCACUCCAUGUCCUCACAGAAAUACUUGUUCACGCCUGACCGUCCCACUCACUGGAUUAUCUCGUGUCUUCACUUAUCAGUAGCAAACGAUGCCGGCUUUGUAUUCCUUUAAGUACAGCACAUAGGGAAUACAUUAUUGCCCGAGAGGUCAGAGAUCAUUUGCAGUUCACUGUACACAAUCCAUUCCUCGCAAACAGUAUACUGCAAUUAGUGCUCUACCUUUUCUGUAGAGCGCGAGUGAAACAUUUGAAACGGCGACUUUUAAAAUGCUCUCAUCCUCACUGUUGUCAGUACUUUGAUGGAUACCAAAUGAAUGGGGCAUUGUGUUUGAUAUGCACUGGACCACUUCAAUUGAACCAAAAUCAGCAUGUGUUCGAUGAGUUUGACAAGACAGAUGCAAUGUAAUAUAAGGUGCCUGUAUUUUGCUGCAAGAGGGAGUGUACAGUACAUGCAUCUCACAGGUUUUAGCACAGCGCAGUAAUCUGGAUGGUUGUGAAAUCAUCCACCGCCAGUUUAGUUUUGAUUUAAGCCAAUAACGCUAUCCUUGAUUCCUUGUCCCUUUUGAGCGAACGAACAAGAAGAAAAGGGCACAAAUAAUCAUUGAUUUCAUUUUCCCUUUUUUUCCUUUUUUCUACCGUAAUCCAAUCAGAAUUUAUAGUCUAAUUCCAUGUGACAUAAUUUCAUCAAAUCUAAUAUCUUGGGAGAAUAAAUUAUUUCCUAAUUGCUAAUAUUAACAAUUAUUCUGAGACCAAUUUUUAGAAUUACCUUGGUAAAAUGUGAAAGGUCUUGAACAUAGGAUAUAUAUAUACAUAUAUAUAUAUAUAUAUACAUAUAUAUAUAUAUGGAACAAGUACAUCCUUGAAUCUCUCUGAUAAAGUGAUAAUUAACUGUGUGUCGAAGAGAAAUUACACAACCAAACACGAUGGGACACGAAAAAGAACAUGGCUUCUUUACAGAUUUCUUUUGAUGAAAAUGUGCCUUUUAUUUGUACAAAUGGUAUUUUUAUUUCUCUUUAAAGUGCAAUAGCUGAUCUUCGAUGGGGCAUGCCUGUUCACUAGAGGUUGUGUUUUGCCCUGCUGCGUGUUGCCUGCUUGAGACUACCGUUUUCUCUCUCUGUCUCCCUGACUCUCUCCCUCCCCCUCCCUCCCUCCCUCCCUCUCUAUUAUAUAUUAAUAAAUGUAUCAUUUCCAGAUUCUAAAUAUAAAUCUUUGUCGGAGGGGAGUCACAAAGAAACUCACUAUUUUGGAACAGGUAUCGUUAAAAAAGGAAAUAAAAACGAAAAAUGUCCAAAUGAUGUUUACAGAUUUAAUCUUUUGGUUGUAUGGUUUUAUCAUUAUUCUGUAUGACCGUUUGCAAUAAAACCGUGAAUGUGUAGAA
Gasterosteus aculeatus aculeatus (three-spined stickleback) is the source of this 6267-nucleotide messenger RNA. RefSeq names its product SHC (Src homology 2 domain containing) transforming protein 3 (gene shc3). Gene Ontology annotation, molecular function: receptor tyrosine kinase binding. Gene Ontology annotation, cellular component: plasma membrane. The record is from RefSeq and is a predicted model, not a curated record. NCBI's taxonomy places the organism in Eukaryota, Metazoa, Chordata, Actinopteri, Perciformes, Gasterosteidae. Gene Ontology annotation, biological process: cell surface receptor protein tyrosine kinase signaling pathway; intracellular signal transduction.